GUAAAAGAUCCAUGAAUUGCGUUCUAUGCAUUACAAGCCGAUUAUAAAUAAAUAAGGGAAUUUUGAAAGGUACGCUCGAGGACUUUCCGUGACGGCGCAUCGUAGAGCAAUUAGCGGCGUGUUCCGCUGUCGCUUUUGGGUUCUUGAACACACACACACACACACACACACACAGAGAGAGAGAGAGAAAGCAUCGAUGGAGCCGGCACGGUCCACGUUCAACGACCAGGAGAUGCGGCGGCAAUGGCGGCACUACCGUCAACGCCAGUAUCAAUAUCGGCUACUUGCCCGCGUUGUGAUCCGCACGGCAAUUUGGCUGCUCAGCGUGUAUGUGGUACAGCAGUGGAGUUCUCGUGCCGUGCCUUUCUAUCUGGUGCUUUCGAUUGUUCUGUUGGCUGUCGUUGUCGCAUACGGCGAAGACGCCGCUGCGGAGGACGCGACGGCGACGCGCAGAGAGCCGCGCGUCGACACAGGAGCCGCGCCAGUCGCCGUCGAAGGCAGCAACGACGCUGCUGGCGACAUAGGCCAGGAUGAAGCACAGGAGGGUGAUGAUGGUGUUGGCCGCGUGCCACAGCCGCAGUUAGAUCGCGCCGUGCGUCGUCGUGCGAAAAAGACGGCGGAAAACCACACACAAACGGCUGCAUUUUCUUCUGGGCAAGUUCCCCCCGCAGACUCGAAGCCCUUGCCGAACCCAGCGUCAAUCUCGGGUAGCGCCACACCGCUGUUCGACGGCGUUCUUACCCAGGCGCAGCAGCGCUCGGUGCUCCUUGCCAUGCAGCGGCUUGGUACUCCCGGUGCUACACGGUGCGCCAUGGACGCCGGUUUUCGUCGAACGCUCGUUAACGCAGCUCUCGACGACUCGGCCGCGUGCGUUUGCGGAAGUGGGGCGAAGUUUGGAGCGUGCUGUGCAUCUGUAAAGGAUGAACUGCUCGCUAUUAUUGAAACUACGUGA
Molecule: messenger RNA, 952 nt
Organism: Leptomonas pyrrhocoris
Lineage: Eukaryota; Euglenozoa; Kinetoplastea; Trypanosomatida; Trypanosomatidae
Exons: 1
Coding region: 197-952 (251 amino acids)
Source: RefSeq, a predicted model, not a curated record